This is a messenger RNA of Cladophialophora immunda, 1893 nucleotides long. RefSeq lists its product as uncharacterized. The coding region runs from base 137 to 1792 and encodes 551 amino acids. NCBI's taxonomy places the organism in Eukaryota, Fungi, Ascomycota, Eurotiomycetes, Chaetothyriales, Herpotrichiellaceae. Gene Ontology annotation, cellular component: nucleus. Gene Ontology annotation, biological process: regulation of DNA-templated transcription. Gene Ontology annotation, molecular function: zinc ion binding. The record is from RefSeq and is a predicted model, not a curated record. The transcript has a single exon.
CGUCCUCAUUCACCAGCAAUCCUUCAGUUAAGACCAGUACCAUUCCUCACCGAUUCCCAAAACAAAUUCCCUGGGUCAAUCAAGUGAAUCCAGUUCGUCAACGCCAGGAACUGCUGCUCGAUGACCUCGAAACAGCAUGAGUGGCGACUUGCAAUCAUGGGCGCUACCACGCCUCAGCCGCCUGUUGCCUCUAGAUGACGACUCGCUCAAGGAAGUGAUCACCUACUCGUCGACCCUAUCAAAAGACUUGGCCGCUGAACACCUGAAGAACCUGCUCGGUGAUUCUCCACAAGCCUUGGAGUUCAUUUCGUCGUUCAACGCACGACGAGGCAACACGCAGGCCUCAGCCGGCGUGGUCGAGGCAUCUGGAGUGCCCAAGCCACAGAAAAAGGGUCCCAAGAAAGCCAAACCUCCUCUGCAUGCUGCAGGCCCAGUGCGUCGCCCAGAAGGAUAUGGGGAUGUCGCAGGCGGCUACACAAAACAGUACAACAGUGACCCGGAUUUCGGCGCGGCUCAGAACCGACCGGUCUCGAGAGACCAUGAUGCUGCUCCGGUGUCCUCAAUCCCUGACGCUCUUCAAGUGCCCCAAACUACAGCGGGUGGGCAGAGCCCCGGUUCCUCUGCGGCCUCUCGAGACGCCUCACCAGGGAAGAGCCCCCAGAAACUCCCUCCAUCGGCAUCCGGCAACCUCAUAUCGGAUUUUGGAUUUGCCAAUGUUCGGUCAAAACAGUCUAAGAAGCCCGCGCAUGCCAGUCACUCCCAACCGCAGUCUGGCACUUCUACGCCACACAGAGGCGGUGCUACGACCACCACCUCGAGUGUGGCGGACCUCACCGCCGCAAUCGCGGCACUAGAGCUAUCUACAAAUCCAACAUUGUCAACUCAGAGGAGAAAAUGCCCAUGCAAUGCCUCAAUACAUCCACUUUUCACGACCGCGCCCAAUUGUCUAAAUUGUGGCAAGAUCAUCUGCGCCCUCGAGGGACUUCAGCCUUGCUCGUUUUGUGAUUCGCCGAUCUUGACCAAAGACCAGGUAAACGCCAUGAUCAAGGCACUGAAGGAAGAGCGAGGAAUUGAGAGGAUGGCUGUCCACAACGCCGGACAAUCGCUGUCAGGCAGAGGCACACCUAUUUUCGGUGCGUCAACCCCAGAGAGUGGGUCAGGAGAUGAAGCCUCCUCUGCCGCAGCGCGGGCACGAGCACACCGAGAUAAACUGCUGGCAUUUCAGAGAGAAAAUGCUCAACGGACUCGUGUCCAUGAUGAGGCUGCUGAUUACGAUGCGACGCUUACGCCGGGGACUACGCAAUGGAUGACCCCUGUGCAGCGAGCUGCUGCGUUGAAGAAGCAGCAAAAGUAUCUUCGAGAACUCGAGGAAGCAAACAAGCCCGAGUGGGAGAAGCAAAAAACAGUGAUGAGCAUGAGCAUCAAGAAUGGGAAACUGGUCAAGACAUAUGAGCGGGAGAAAGCACCUGCGCUUGCACAGGAGAGAGAACACCGUGCUGGCUCCGACAGCGACGAAGGCGGAGCUGAAGAUCAACAUCUAGCUCUACAUGAGACUGGCCGGAAAGGGGCCUUUAGCAACAACCCUCUGCUCGCAGGUGGGAAACUCAUACGGCCAGUCUGGAAGGCGUCAGAGGGCGGCAAUACGGACAAAGGGAAGGGUCGUGAGACGGCAAGGAAGAGUGUGUGGAGGCGGGUACAGGACGACAAUGAGGACAACGAGCAAUGGAUCCUAGAUGGAGGCCUGCACGGUUACGGGACCGACACCAGGCUGAUGGAGGACCAGCAAGAGUGAGGCUGAAAUAGAGCGCAGGUAUCUGUGUAGACACGAAUAUGGCCUAGUGCGCCGGUGAGGCUAGCUCCCCGCAAGAAAUAUUUUCCGAAGUUGAUCCGGGU